Molecule: messenger RNA, 504 nt
Organism: Vicia faba (fava bean)
Lineage: Eukaryota; Viridiplantae; Streptophyta; Magnoliopsida; Fabales; Fabaceae
Source: the annotation of a GenBank genome assembly
AUGGCUGCCUCAGAUGCCGAGUACCGGUGCUUCGUUGGUGGUCUAGCAUGGGCCACUGACAACGAAGCCCUAGAGAAAGCUUUCUCUCAAUACGGUGACAUCCUCGACUCGAAGAUUAUUAACGAUCGUGAGACUGGAAGGUCAAGAGGUUUUGGAUUUGUCACAUUCGCUGAUGAGAAGUCAAUGAAAGAUGCGAUCGAAGGGAUGAACGGUCAGGACAUGGACGGACGUAACAUCACUGUAAACCAAGCUCAGAGCCGUGGUAGUGGUGGAGGAGGCCGUGGUGGCGGUGGAUAUGGAGGGGGCCGUGGCGGUGGAGGAUAUGGUGGCGGCGGAGGCUAUGGUGGCCGUCGUGAAGGUGGAGGAGGAUACGGUAAUGGUGGAGGAGGAUAUGGUGGUGGAGGUGGUUACGGAGGAAGCAGAGACCGUGGAUAUGGAGGAAGUGGUGGUGGUGGUGGAUAUUCUCGUGGCGGAGGUGGUGAUGGUGGAAACUGGAGGGAGUAG